AACAACAAACCGUUUAACAAAAACAUCAACAAUAUUGCCUACGGUAACGACAGCUUCUACGUCGGGCGGAAGUGUGCAACCACCAAAUAGUGAACAAACGACAACAAAUGCCCGUAUCAAUGAACAACCGUCAUCGAAUUCGGCGAUUGUUACAAUCCCACCGGCGGAUACAACAAAUGACACGCGUGUGCUACACACAUCUAGUGGGACAUGGUUAUGUUGUGUCCCAUGUUAUUGGUUAAAUCAUAAUAAUAGUGUACAUAAAGCCUCAUUAACAAUAGCUACAUUAGUUGUGACAUCAUUAUUGGUAGCAUCACCUGUUUUAUUUCUUAUCAGCAGUGUGCCAGGUGGUGAAGUUAUAAGAGAUUGUUUUCCUCAGAUGCAAGAAAAAUGCACGUACGAUGUGGAUGGUAAGAGUCAUCCGGUUUGCGAUGGGGGAGCAUGUAAAGCAUUGGCCGCUCAAAUACUUUCGUCCAUGGAUAUGCGAAUAUCUCCAUGCCAAGAUUUUUACAAAUUCGCUUGUGGUAGUUCCUCAGCAAUGCCAGAUAAUCGUUUCACUGUAUAUUCAAUGCAAGCUAAUGUCAAUUUACAACUGCAAAGUUUAUUAUCAAGAAAUACUUCUGGUUACGCCUUCGAAAAAUUAGGUCUAUUUUAUAAUAGUUGUAUUACUACUAAUGAAAAAUCAACAUCACACCAAAAAUUAUAUACAAUAUUGGAUGAGCUUGGCGGCUAUUUACCACCAAGUACUGUGGGACCAUCAGAUUUAACACCAUUAUUAACAAGAUUGUAUGAAGUAAAUGGGACACCAUUGCUAGAUAUAUAUUUAGAUUACGAUCAAAAUGAUCGAUUAAGUUCGUCAAUUUAUAUCGAUGUACCCGAAUCAACGAUAUUUUCAUCAUCUGUGUUAUAUCCACAUUUAUUUCGAUAUAAUAGAUCACCCGAAAAUCGAUUGGUACAAAUAAAAAGUUUACUUGACGGAUUUCUUCCAAAGAAAAUGACGGACCAACAACGAACAUCCGAGUAUCAUAAUAUACUUUCAUUUAUUGCAUCGUUAGAUAAGUUGCAAGAUCAAAGAAAAUCGAUUCAUUGGGAUUCCACGCAGCAAUUUAAUUUAUCAAGAUUACAAAGUGAUUAUACGUUUAUACGGUGGGAACAAUUAUUUGAAGAUGUUCUUUCUAUAAAUAUAACAAAUAUCGAUGUACUAUAUGUUGUUUUCCCAAGCUAUCUAACAAAACUGGAGGAUUUGAUGGCCCGUUUUCAAAAACGAAUCAUACAUAAUGCAAUAUUAAUGAUGUAUGCACGUGAUGUCCUACAAAAUUUGGUAAACGCAUCGAAAUAUUAUCAACAACAUUUACCAGCAUUUUGUGUACAAUUAACAACACAAUUAUAUAAUGAAGCAAUCGGUGCAUUAUAUAUUAAUCAAUAUCCAAUGUUUUAUAUACGACAAUUAACAUAUAAAGUGAGCGGUUUAUUUAAUCGUUUAAAAGUUACAUUGGCAAAUCGUAUGAAAUUAUUAACUUGGAUGGAUGAUACAACCAGAAAAUUAGCAUUACAGAAAUUAUCAUUGUUACGUGAACAAUAUUUAAUAUGGCCUACAUUAUUUAAUUUAACGUAUAUUUCUGAUACAAUGAAAAAUAUUCAAAUUGAUCCAGAAAAUUUUUUUGAAAAUGCUAUCGAAGGAUUCCGACAAUUACAUAAAAUUAGAAGCAAAAAUAGAAGUGAUAAACUGCAAACACGAACAUAUGUAGUUAACGUUGCUUAUAAACCACAAGAAAAUAUUGUUUUAAUUCCCAUUGCAUUGUUAACACAAGCAUAUCUGCGUGACGAUGUACCAGAAUAUGUUGCACAUGCAUCAAUUGGAUCAAUAUUUAUGCAUUCAAUUUUACAUGGUUUCGAUUUGUAUGGUAUUAAUUUCGAUGGAAACGGUACAAAAACAUCAUGGUUUUCACAAGAAUCUCGGUUGGGAUUAGAAGCACGUAUCGAUUGUUUUGCUAGGCAAUAUGCUAAAUAUUUUUUGAAAAAUAAGAAUUCGAAAAGUGAUGAGUUUCAUCAGUUUGAUUGGAAUACAACACGAAAUGAAAAUAUGGCUGAUGUUGGUGGUUUACAAACGGCCUAUCAAACAUGGCGAAUUUUUCAACAAGACGUUUCGGAUAAAAGGGGAACACAAACGUUGUAUGGUAUUCCAUUGUUACCGAAACAAUUGUUUUUUGUAAUUGCUGCUCAAAUGAAUUGUAUUUAUCAACCGUCUGAGGUUAAAUUAUCAUCGUUAGAGAGAGUAACUGGUAUAAUGAUGAACUCACCAAGUUUUUCAGAAGCAUUUGAUUGUCCAUUAGGCUCACAAAUGAAUCCACCAAAAAAAUGUUCAACUUGGUAAUAAAAUUCAA
Chrysoperla carnea is the source of this 2384-nucleotide messenger RNA. RefSeq names its product neprilysin-1-like. The coding region runs from base 380 to 2374 and encodes 664 amino acids. NCBI's taxonomy places the organism in Eukaryota, Metazoa, Arthropoda, Insecta, Neuroptera, Chrysopidae. The transcript has 13 exons. The record is from RefSeq and is a predicted model, not a curated record. Gene Ontology annotation, molecular function: metalloendopeptidase activity. Gene Ontology annotation, cellular component: plasma membrane. Gene Ontology annotation, biological process: protein processing.